Molecule: messenger RNA, 652 nt
Organism: Mercurialis annua (annual mercury)
Lineage: Eukaryota; Viridiplantae; Streptophyta; Magnoliopsida; Malpighiales; Euphorbiaceae
Exons: 2
Coding region: 5-652 (215 amino acids)
Source: RefSeq, a predicted model, not a curated record
GAAAAUGGAAUCCACAGAAAUGAAAAAAAUGGGAAAAGAAGACAGAAAAGGGAAGAAACGAAAAGCUUCUACUGAAGAUUGUCUUUUUGAGGUCUUUGAAAUUAUUCUGAACUACAAUGGACAGUUUGAAGACUUUGGUUAUUUUAAUGAGGAUGUGGCUGUUAGAAAAUUUCAUAUUGAGGAUAUAGGAUUAAAUAGUCUAGAUAAGUGGUUACUUGAAUUGAAGGUUGAGGGAUUGUUAAUGUAUUAUUGGAGGCGGGCUGGCAUGUAUACUGAAGAAUUAAUUCCCAUGGAAAAUGAUGACCAUGUCAUGGACAUGGCACUGGCUGGGACACAAGAUGGUAGUGUUGAUGUGUAUGUUAGGAAGUUAAGCUGUGUUGACGUGUGCAACCUAAGGCCUGUAUUUGGACACACAUUAUUUGAGUUGAAAGAACUUGAAGAUGGGGAUGAUGCAUUGGAGCUACAGGGUGUUGGUGAGGCUAAACCAGUGGGGGUGCUGCAGAUUGAAGGUCCUGUGGAAGCAGUGGAGGUGCUGCAGAUUGAAGGUCCCGGUGAACCAGUGGAGGUCCUGCAUGUUGAAGGUCAAGAAGAAGGUGAACCACUGGAUUUGCUGCAAAUUGAAGCAGUUGAAGAACCCUCGGAGGAGGAGUAG